This is a messenger RNA of Pistacia vera, 866 nucleotides long. RefSeq lists its product as uncharacterized. The record is from RefSeq and is a predicted model, not a curated record. The transcript has a single exon. Lineage: Eukaryota; Viridiplantae; Streptophyta; Magnoliopsida; Sapindales; Anacardiaceae. The coding region runs from base 120 to 764 and encodes 214 amino acids.
CAACGACUAAAAAAAUAAACACCUUGCUCUCCAAACUUCUCCCUAUUGAAAAGAAACCAACUUGUAUAAAUGAACAUUAAACAACUUCCAUUCACCACACAACUCUUUUUUCACUCGUUAUGAAGGGAGAAGGUCGCCAACACGGUAUGGUUAGGACCUGCGGGCUCUUACCAUCCCCAUGGAACCCUAGACCCCAUGCCCGGAUCUUAAACAAGAUCGAUGCGCCCCCGACUGCCGGAUUUUUUACCAAGGUGUCGACGAAACCCACCAACCACUCUAAGUGUGGCAAGCCGUGUACAGAAUGUUACUAUUACGACUCGUACCCGGUUUAUUAUAGUUAUAGAAAUAGAUACAGGAGCAAGAACAAGGGAACCCAGAAGCUUAUCUCACGAGAUUCAGUUUCGGUCUCCAAUCAUAAGUCGCUCACUUGGCGGAUGGUGGACGGGCAAGCCGGCGUGAAUUAUUCUGGGUUUUCUGCGACGGGGAUAUUGAAUGAUCUGGAUAAUCAGUAUGUGGAUGAAGAAGAAGAUGAUGAUGAUGAUGUUGAUGAUAAAUAUGAUGGUCAACGUCAUGACGUUUCAAUGGAACAAUUUUGGCCUGAAACGAGAAGGGAUGAGACCGUAGAAGUUGCAGAAGUUAAUGAUGAUUAUGAAGAGGAGGGUAGUAUUAUGAGUUUCUUUGAUGUGGGUAUGAUUUUUGAGGGAAUUGAGGGAGAUGAAGGUUGGUGUGUGUUGGGAGAUGUGAUUGCAGAUUUAGAUUUGUAAUGUUUUUAUUAUAAUUUAAAUGUGAAUAAUCUACGUUAUUAUUAUGACUGUACAUGUGUUCUAAUCUCUUGAAGAUCAUUGUAUAUAUCCUUUGCCCUUCAA